AUGACGGAAUCAUCCCGCGCUGCAGAAGCAAGUGCAGUCGCUGCAGUCUCUACGGAGCAAUGUGACAAGCUGCAGGUGUCGUUGCAGCAGCUUCUCAGAGUGAUCACAGACCUUCUGGACUCUCUUGAGCAAGGCGAAGCCGAUGAGGCCCUCAGACAGAAGCUUGCAAAGUACGUCGCCGUGUUAGCAGAAGUCGACCAGCGGGCCGCCUCGUUGCCACCGCUUGAGGUGCCAGUCGCGGUGCUGCAGCAUAUGGACCAGGACGGUGGUUCUCCGGCAGUCUGGUGUCAGAGCCUCCUGGAUCGUUUGAAGAACGGCAUGGAGGGCUUCAAGCAGCGAAAGGCGCCCGUGGCGUCCUUGAGCAGGCACCUGCGAGCACAAGGUUGGGGCCUGGCCUCCUUGAACAGCCUGUCGCGCCAGCCGUCUGAAGCCGAGGGCCAGGUCGCCGGUAACGACAUGUCGGAAGGGUGCGCUCCUGGAUCUUUGGGAAGGACGGCCAAAAAGCGACCGUUGGAUUCAAUGGCCCGCGGCGGUUUGGGAUCUCCCGAAGAAAAAGCCAUCAAGCUUGCCUUGGAAGGGGGUCUUUCGGAGUGGAUGGAGUUGGAUCCCUACCAAUGCAUUGCGAAAGUGAAUCGCAAGUAUGCUUCCGAAUGCACUGAGGUUCACCUGGCCAACAAAGGGGCGGAAUCCAUCUCGAAGAAGUUCGAGCAUUUCAGUUCGCUUGAAGUCGUUUGGUUUCAGGGAAAUCGGCUGUCCCGUGUGGAGAAUCUUGAGACGAACUUCCGCAUUCGGGAGGUUUACAUCCAAAACAACCGACUGGUGUCCUUGGCUGGCCUCAAGACCUUCAAGUUCCUGAGGGUGUUGCUGGCUAGUGGGAAUCAACUUCGAAAUCUCGAUAAGCAGCUAGCGCUGCUGUCGAGAUUUCCAUUCCUGAAGAAGCUAGAGCUCUUCGACAAUCCGGUGGCAGAGGAGCCAGACUACAGGCUGCGCCUGAUCUACCAUGUGCCCCAGGUGGAGCUUCUGGACCAACACACGGUGAAGCUGCCGGAGAGACUUCGUGCGGACGAGGUGGUGCCCAACUUGGAUAAGGUCUCUGCAGCAAAGGUGGAGAAGCCUCGACCAAAGGGCCACCAGUUCUCUGUGCUGGAGAGGCAGUGUAUCCACGAGUCUCGCAGCAUCCAAGAAAGACGAAGGCUCGAAGAAGAGCUCUCCAUGAGCAAAUCCUUUCACGUCGCAGUCGACAAGGGCGCGCCGCCAGACUGCAAAGUUUUCAAAGCCAAUCGGGACCGGUGGAUGGACCCAAGGAAAAAAGUGCUGCACGAGACCUUGAGGCCGACGCCCUGGGAGUGCCACGAGAUGCGGGGCUUCAUCGCUGCCCGGGCCAAGAAGGAGCUCACGAUCGCGGAUGUGGAGGCUCUGGCCAAGGAACUCGCGGAGACCGGCAUCGAAGAAGUCGGCCGCUUCCUGAAGAGCCCAGAAGCGGUCUUCGAGGAUCUCCCGGAGCAGGAUGCUGUGGAGGCCGGUAUGACAGCCCUGGCGCGCAGCCUGAAGUUUCAUACCGAGUCCAAGGGCAAGGUGAAGCCAACACCUCAUCCGCUGGACAAGCUGAUGCAAGACGCAUCGGCGACUAUGCCCUCGGCAGAAGUGAUUACCUGGCUUUUGAAGCUAGAGUGGCCUCGCUUUGACGACGAGAUUCUUGACAGGCGCAUCGAUAAGCUCUUCGAAGACAUGCGACGUGCUGAAUUCGCUGGUGACACAGAGACUGUGGGCAAGCUACGAACGCAUGCUUCGCGACUGGAGGGCACAAAGACGCUGAAAGAUCAUGUGGAGCUGAACCGCAAGGAAACUGUCCAAGCAGCUCCAAAAACUCGUGCUGAUGUCUUUCCACAGACCUUCAUUCGAGCCAAGCGCCAGAUAGAUGAAGCCACAGGGCGAAUUGUCUUGAAGGUGGGCAUGGACACAAGGAGCACCAGCAUGGGAACCAUGACUGUUGCGAGAUAG
This is a messenger RNA of Symbiodinium necroappetens, 2001 nucleotides long. NCBI's taxonomy places the organism in Eukaryota, Dinophyceae, Suessiales, Symbiodiniaceae. The record is from the annotation of a GenBank genome assembly.